CCGCCGGGCGCGCCCCCGCCGCGCGCCGCCGCGGUUGCCAGGGGGGACGGCGGCGCCGCCGCCGCCAUGUCGGACCUGGACUCCGAGGAGGCCGAGGAGGCCGAGCCCGAUCUGGGGGAGUACGAAGGCGAACGCAAUGCAGAAGGUGAGAGACAUGGGCGUGGAAAAGCACGUCUGCCCAAUGGUGACACAUACGAGGGAGAGUAUGAGCAUGGUUUGAGAAGUGGGCAGGGGACCUACAGAUUUAAAAAUGGUGCUUUCUACACUGGAGGAUAUCUUCAAAACAAAAAGCAUGGCCAUGGUGUUUUUUAUUAUCCAGAUGGGUCAAAAUACGAAGGAUCCUGGGUGAAUGACCAGAGACAUGGCUAUGGAAAGUACACGUAUCCAAAUGGAGACACCUAUUCUGGAGAAUGGUUAAACCACAAUAGGCACGGGCAAGGCACAUAUCUCUAUAAUGACACAAGAUCUAAGUAUGUUGGUGGCUGGGUAGAUGGAAACCAGGAAGGAGAAGCUGAACUUAUCCACCUAAACCAUAGAUAUCUCGGCAUGUUUUUGAAUGGAAAUCCUGUAGGUUAUGGCAAAUACAUCUUUGAUAUUGGAUGUGAACAGCAUGGUGAAUACAUACAACCAGAACAGGAUAGAGGAGAGGAAGAAGAAGAGGAAGUACCGUUAUUACUGGUUGCACCAAAAUGGAAAGCAUCAACAAUUGCCAAAUUAGCACUCUGGGCUCCUCAGGGGGAAAAUCUACCUUCUCGCAAAGAACCUCCCCCAGUGGCGGUAGUAACAGCAGAAGCAGUGGAAGAAGGAGGAGCAACAGCAGCAGUAAUUGAAGAAACAGCACCAGUAACUGAAGAAACAGCACCAGUAACUGAAGAGGAGAAAAUACCAGUCACUGACGAGCCUGCUGAGGUUAAGGCUGAUGAGCCGCCUCCUAUUAAUGAAGUACCCAGUGAAGAUUUUAGCCCAGCACAGGAUGCAGGAGAGGAAGAUAAGAAAGGUAUAGAGGCAGAUGAGGGAAGCAGAGAGGAAGAAGAACAAAAAGAUCAGGAGGAUGAAGGAACUUCUACUUGAGGAUACUACUAGUGUAGACAAUAAGGAGGAUGAAUCAAACGCCAAGUAAUGGAAUACAACUAAAGACAAAGAGCCAUAUAAAGGAAAUUUAAGAGUGAAUUAUUUUUUAUGGUAAACCAUUUUUGAUGGUAAAUUUUUAUUCAUAAAAGGCUAAGUUACAAUGCUUUGAAUAAACCUUUUGGUCACUGUUCUGUCUGAAAUAA
Apus apus (common swift) is the source of this 1274-nucleotide messenger RNA. It is a transcript of the gene RSPH1, whose product is annotated as radial spoke head component 1. NCBI's taxonomy places the organism in Eukaryota, Metazoa, Chordata, Aves, Apodiformes, Apodidae. Gene Ontology annotation, biological process: spermatid development; axoneme assembly. The record is from RefSeq and is a predicted model, not a curated record. The transcript has 9 exons. Bases 67 to 1071 code for a protein of 334 amino acids. Gene Ontology annotation, cellular component: motile cilium; nucleus.